ACUGUACGCGCGCGGUCUCUCGAGCCCCCACACCCCAAAACCUUAGCCCCGCUAGCAGAGUCCCACCUAGCGAGGCUCGCCUUCCUUCUCGCGCGCCGGAAAGCAGAGAGGACGAGGGUCCGAGACAGCCCCCAGCUUUCUGAAGUCUCAAGAAAGCUAGCCAGCUUGAAUGCUCACGGCCCAUGAGCAAGGUAUCUGAGAAGCCAUGGCACUACCCUUUCAAAAAGACUUGGAGAAAUACAAGAACAUUGAUGAAGAUGAGCUUCUUGGCAAACUCUCAGAAGAGGAACUGAAACAGUUGGAAAAUGUUCUUGAUGACCUAGAUCCUGAGAGUGCACUACUACCGGCUGGAUUACGACAAAAAGACCAGACCCAGAAAGCUGCCACGGGCCCAUUUGAUCGCGAGCACCUCCUCAUGUACCUGGAGAAGGAAGCUUUGGAGCAGAAAGACAGGGAAGACUUUGUGCCUUUCACCGGAGAAAAGAAAGGGAGAGCCUUCAUCCCCAAAGAGAAACCCAUAGAAAGAAAGCCCGUGGAAGAAAAGGUGACCCUUGACCCAGAACUGGAAGAGGCGCUGGCCAGCGCCUCCGACACUGAGCUCUAUGAUCUCGCAGCUGUCCUUGGAGUACACAACUUGCUCAACAAUCCAAAGUUUGAUGAAGAAACACCCAGCACAAAAGGUGGCAAAGGGACUGUAAGAAAUGUAGUCAAAGGUGAAAAAGUCAAGCCAAUCUUUGAGGAGCCUCCCAACCCUACAAACGUGGAAGUCAGCCUGCAGCAGAUGAGAGCCAAUGAUUCCAGCUUGCAGGAAGUCAACCUGAACAACAUUAAGAACAUUCCAAUUCCAACCCUGAAGGAAUUUGCAAAGGCCCUGGAGACCAACACUCAUGUCAAGAAGUUCAGCCUGGCUGCCACCCGCAGCAGUGACCCUGUGGCGAUUGCUUUCGCAGAUAUGCUGAAAGUAAACAAAACCUUGAAAAGUCUAAACAUAGAAUCCAACUUUAUCACUGGCACUGGGAUCCUUGCCCUGGUGGAGGCACUCCGAGAAAAUGAUACCUUGACAGAGAUCAAAAUCGACAACCAGAGGCAGCAGUUGGGGACAGCUGUAGAGAUGGAAAUAGCCCAGAUGCUCGAGGAAAAUUCUAGGAUCCUCAAGUUUGGAUACCAGUUUACCAAGCAAGGACCACGGACCAGGGUGGCAGCAGCUAUCACAAAGAACAAUGACCUGGUUCGUAAAAAGCGAGUUGAAGGAGACAGAAGGUAAAUGUUCACAAGAAGAGAGCUCACUGCGGAGGACAUUCCAAAACAAAGACUCUCCUGCCUGGUUGGGACCUACUUUAUCAAAGGUUGCUGAUUUCCGUUAACCACACAACUAAUCAUUUAAUCGUUAUUAUUUUUUUUAGCACUACUUAUUUACUUGAGAUUUUUUUAAAUAUAUAGAAUGAUUUUAUUUGACUGUGGGCUUCUCUAGCAAUUUGCACAGGUGGGCUUGUGCAGAGCUCAGUGGGCAACAGUGAUGGGAAAUGAUGUAGUCACUUUUCAUGGCGGGUUCUCUUGCUUUCUAACAUGUUUUGCUUUUUUUUUUUUCCACUGAAAGGAAUUUCAUAUCUAAGUGUGUUUUGGGUUGUGAUCACAGUAGAGACCUAUCUCUGUUUACAUGCUCUGCUUUGAGUUAGGCUCAGCAUUCCAGAAGUGUCUACUGACCACAUAAGAAAUUAGUAUUGCCAACUGCUGGGUGGUAAAACCUAACCAACUUAGCACUGGGGCUUCCUGCAUUCCAGAAAUAUCACUAAAUGCACGCACCCCACUGAUUGAGAAGCAGUGGUCUGAACAUCUUAAAAGCAAGACAGCCUUGUGAUGUUUUAACACAGCACUAAACCUAAGAGGUUCAUCCCAUGAAUAUAGCUUCAAGCCAGACUGACAGGUAGCAAAGCAAAUUAACGUACAGAUCUUUCCUAAUUAUCUAACAUAAAUUCAAUCCUUAACAUCACCAUAAGGAUAAAAUUUUACAGUGUUGUUAAGAUUUCCAAACAUGAUGGGAAAUUUUUUAACUGUAGUUAGAGGGAGGGGGGCUUUUGAAACAGCACAUUUCUAAAUAAAGCAAGGAUAAUUGUACCUAAAAACAAGGUUGUGUGGUACAAGGCAUUAUUUUAACAAAUUUUUGAAGUUUUAUCAUCAAGAUUAAAGGGUGAAGGGCUGGGUGGCAGUACAUCUGAUUGAGUACACAUGUUACAGUACACAAGGACCCGGGUUCAAGCCCCCAGUCCCCACCUGCAGAGGGAAAGUUUCAUGAGUGGUGAAGCAGGUCUGCAAAUGUCUCUCUGUCAUUCUCCCUCUCUGUCUCCCCUUCCCUCUUGAUUUCUGAUCCUCUCUAUCCACUAAAUAAAGGUAGCAAGAAUAAUAAUAAAUUAUUUUAAAAAGAAGAAGAUCGGGAGUCGGGCUGUAGGGCAGCAGGUUAAGCGCAGGUGGCGCAAAUCGCAAGGACCGGCGGAAGGAUCCCGGUUCGAGCCCCUGGCUCUCCACCUGCAGGGGAGUUGCUUCACAAGUGGUGAAGCAGGUCCGCAGGUGUCUAUCUUUCCCCCUGUCUUCCCCCUCCUCUCUCCAUUUCUUUCUGUCCUAUUCAACAAUGACGACUACAACAAUAAAACAACAAGGGCAACAAAAGGGAAUAAAUAAAAUAUAAAAAAAAAAAUCACAGGGUGAAGUGUGAAGAUUUAACUCUACUAUAUAAAUUUUGUCUACAUAGUAUUACUCACUCAUAUAUUUGCAAACAUCAGAAAAAUGCAAAUUAGUACUUCAGAUGUUUCUCAGCUCAAGGAGAAAGCCUGUGAGAUGUGCCACUGAGAUGGUUUCCUGCUAGUAAGCACUGAUGUUCUCAUCUAGCUGUCAACUAAGCCUGUGACUGUAACCUUCAGUCUAAGCACAGGUCUUUGAUAACGGUCAGUGCCAGACAGUAUAACUGGUGGCACUCUGACAUUGCCUUAGGCGGCUCUCCCUCCAUCUUCCCUCCCCUUUCCAACUCACCCUUUUUUCUUUCCUCAGUCACUCUGAGCGCUGGUAAAGGUGACAUCUCCAUUGGUGACACCUGGAAUUACAGAAGUUGCUAAUUCAAGCAGAAGGUGUGCCCAAUCUAGAAUUUGCUUAGUGAUUGAUUGUACCUGAGUUUCCUGCUAGCAGUUAAACAAGCUGAUAGAAAAUUAAAUCUUACAUCUGUUCUAGUUAGUUUCUCAAGCACAUGGAGACCAUUUAGGCUAGCUUUUAUAGAAGUGGACAAGCUACCUGUAUCAAUAGGUAGCCUGUAUCACUAAAAUUGUUUGAAACAUCUAAUUUUCUUGUGAAUAUUUUACAUUUUUGAGAGAACAAUGAACAUGUUGCCAUUUUUUUAAGAACCAUUUAAUUAGCUUUUUUUUUUUUUUUUUUUUACUAAAUCAAUUGCAUUUUCUUCUCUCAGGUGUGAUAGGUUGAGCCAACUCUUGGGCUAAAGUAUUAAAUUUGCAAACUGGUUAUUGAACACAGCACUAUUAACUAAGUGGCAGGCAUUUACAAUUAAAUAAGUUAUAUUAAAAAGCAAAAGUACAAAAAUAGAUUUUACUUUUUUUUCUGCUCUCCUAAGAUUAUUUCCAUCACUUGUGUUUGUAGGGAAGAAAUACAGUAUGCUAUUUAUUGUCCAUCUCAUCUCAACUCAGAAUUUAGCACUCUUUCUUAGUAGUUUGAAAUCGGCCAUGGCAAAAGUACUUAAUGCCAUGGCAAUUGGCAAGUGCUAUGGAGAAGGGCUUUCCCUCGCUAGGCUGCUGAUAAGCAAACAUUCCUUACCAUACCACUGGGUUAAAUGAAUACAGGUCUUUCCUUGUGUUCAUCUGUUUUGGUUAUCAUGUUGUCAAAGGGAAAAUAAUUUCUCUUAGAUGUGUUUAUGUCGUCCCUUUAGAUGUCUUGCAGAUACAGGUGUGUGUGUGUGUGUGUGUGUGUGUGUGUGUGUAUGUAUGUGUGUGUUGUGUGUUGUCUGUUGUGUUUUAUCUUGUUUUACCAGAGCACUGCUCAUCUCAGACUUAUUAUGAUAUGGGGGGUUUAAACCUGAGACCUGGGAGCCUCAGGCAAGAGAACUUUUUGCAUAACCAUUAUGCUUUCUCCCCCACCCUAUUAAAGAUAAUGUAUAUCAAAUACUGAGUCCUUGACAGGUCCCUCCAAGGAAGGUUUUCUUCUUGUAUUUUCCAUUCCUUCUCUUAACUUCACCCCAAAGAAAUCUUGGACCCCACAGAGUGUUCCAUGCUGACUCAAGGUGUUGGGGACUGGAGGCUAAAGCAGUUCCUGACAUACUAUGUCAGAAUACCGGGGGGGGGGGGGGAAUCAGAAUUUGAUAAUAACUAUGCUAUAGUUGUUGACAGUAUUAAGACAAAAUAGUGAGAUCACAUAAAAACAUAGCACUGCUUUUUUUCUCUUGUAAAAAACUAGGGCACACAUAGUAAAGAGUCUCAUCAGUAAUUUAUUAUGAAUGGCUGUAUUUUACCAUUACAUAUAUGUUAAAAGUAGCUUGAGAGAAGACGUUUCUAUGAGUAUUCUCAUUUUUAAAAUAACCAUUGAGAAAUAAAGUUACAUUACUCACGUUUUUAAAAUAGCCAUUAAGAAAUAAAGAUACAUUUUUGAGAGUCUGUAAAGCAUUUAACUAGCCUAGGACUUUGUCUCCCCCAUUUGCCCAAAGUAUGUAUGUAGAAGUUUUUUCUUGGUCACAAGUACAGCCUACCCCAUACCAUCUAUCAUGGUAGGACAUAGUGUAUAUAACAUUUUUAUACAUAUGCAUUCUGCCAAAUAUCAUCUAGAUAUUUGGUAACAUCUGGACACCUGACUGAAGGGAGAAGUUCUCUCCCCAGACCACCAGUCUUUUCCCCUUUCAGAUUUGCACACACCCACACUCCACCCCCAUUCAGUGUAAAAAUCUUUCACCAGGACUUGCAGCCUCGUAUUCCUACCACCUACCAUGGCAUGUGUGGAAAAUGGCUUUUAGGAGAUUUUGCAAGCCCAGAGAUCAUGUGAUUAGUUCAGCAUCACAACUUCCCCUCUGCCUGAAUUAAAUAAAGGAAGUUGCUUUAUCCUCACCACAUGAUUGAAUCCCCACCUCCUUCAUCUUGUUAGGGUAUAAUGUAAAGAAAUACUGUGUGUGUGUGUGUGUGUGUGUGUGUGUGUGUGUGUGUGUUUUGCUACAUCUGAAUCACUGAUUGAAGGGAGAUGCUUUCUCCCCAACUCCAUUUCCCUUGUCUUUCUUAAGAGUUGCUGCAGGCUUUGGUUAAAGAGAAAGCACUCCCAAAGAUUUGCAGAAUAGGUCCCCAACCUCCAAAUGUCACAGUCUGUGUAGGAGAUGGUUCUUAGGGAAUAAAUACUCAAAACCUGGAACUCAUUUCAAUUGUUUUAGCAUCAGAUCCCUCUAGAUGCCUGAAGUGUAGAAGUGGACGCUCUUUCAUCUCCAUUGACAUCAUCAAGCCUCCCACACUUCCAUCUAUGUAAGAUAUAUUGUACAUAAAUAUUUUGUACAUAACAGUUGCCAAACACUAUAAGGAAGUAUUUGGCUACAUCUGGACCACUGAUUGAAGGGAGAUGCUGUCUCCCAGAUCCUCUUCCUUUACCCCUCUCAGCACUGCUGGGCCCUCAGACCAGCACGAUGUUGAGAUGCACCUGCAUCCAUCCAUCUUAGAGCACAUGCUCCAUUGUACAGUAACCACCAUCUACAUUUAAAGACUCAGAAAAAAAUCAUUCCAAUGCCUAUACUCCUCAAAUCAAUUUCCCUGUGGGAAGUUGGUACCCCAGACUGAGAGAACAGCUGUGUCUCUUCUAGAUUGAACUGUGACCCCUGGCAGGGCUCCAGCAUCAGGGAAACCCAUGUGCUUUGAAGAGCUGCCAUGAGAACAUGUCAGUCAUCACAUUUGAAAUUGGCCUUCAGCAGCAGCGGCUUUAAAUAUAAGAUAGGCCUUCAGAAAGGGACAAUAGAGUUGGCAGGUCGUCCCUUCCUUUGUGAAUAGAUUAACACAAUUUGAUAUGUGUUUCUGGGCUUGGGCGGGGAUAGAGAGUAGGGAGACUUUCUGUAAAGUAGAUACAUCUUUUGCUGAUAUAUUAUAUAAUAUAUAUAUAUGCAAAAAUGGGCAGAGAUAGGAGUAAAAUAGGGAUGCCGGGUUCUGUGAUAUGUCUCCUGGACUCGGUGGAAUGAUUACUAGAGUUGGGUUUUAAGUGAUUCUGAAACUUCUUCCCUUCUUCCAUUAAUGAGCAGAGAACUGAGAGGGAAAUAUAGCAGCAGUUUACCAUAGUAGCUCUUUAUUUCAAAUAUCCUUCCCACGUGCUCACUCACUUUGGCAGCAUAGAUGCUAAAAUUGGAACAGUAUCAAGAUUAGCAUAGCAAGGAUGACACACACAUUUGUGAAGUCGUCCUUAUGUAUACUAAGUCAUCCUCAAAGUUAAAUGAUUGGCAUGCAUGCAAAGGAAAUGUAUGAGGAUUCUUGGAAGCUUCAGACUCAGUCUCACUGGGAAGAGGAAAAAAUUAAUUUCAGGCUUCCUACUAGCAAGCUGGAAAGAGUAAUGUACCAGAGCCUCAAGGAUGCAAUCAUUAUUUUCUUGCUCCCAGCUUUACAGCAGACUGGAUUUUUUUGGGGGGAGGGGGUUCAUAAAGCAUAGAGGCCAGGGGUGGGGGGUGCUAUUGUACUCUAAGGCAGAAGUAAGCUCAGCCCAGCUCAGCUUCUCUCUUUCCCAUCUUCCCGGAACAGCAGUGAUUGAA
This is a messenger RNA of Erinaceus europaeus (western European hedgehog), 6754 nucleotides long. RefSeq names its product tropomodulin 2 (gene TMOD2). Gene Ontology annotation, molecular function: tropomyosin binding. The record is from RefSeq and is a predicted model, not a curated record. The coding region runs from base 206 to 1264 and encodes 352 amino acids. NCBI's taxonomy places the organism in Eukaryota, Metazoa, Chordata, Mammalia, Eulipotyphla, Erinaceidae. Gene Ontology annotation, cellular component: striated muscle thin filament; myofibril. Gene Ontology annotation, biological process: muscle contraction; myofibril assembly; pointed-end actin filament capping. The transcript is spliced from 10 exons.